GGUGUCGGGUCUUGGGCGCGACCUCUCGACUUCUUUCUAGUUAUAGAAACUCUGUACAUCCUACCCGGUUAGCGAAUUGUUUUUGUGGAUCUCUACCUGGAGGCUGUCACUGCUCCAAUCCCGGGAGGAAGCUACCCAGAGAGGGUAGCUUGGCCAUAGUCUGGAGCUCUCGAGACUGGCUGCUAGCUUCCGUGCUUCUCCCCUCAGGGCUCGUUCCGCGUACUUGCCGGGGGCUGGCUGUGGGAUGUGCUGCUUCCCGAGCUCACCUCGGCGCUCGCUUUAGGAGGCUUGGGGACUUUCGCCUCUAACCCUCCGCAAUAGUUUAUAGCUGCCAGACAGACGGACCCUCGUGCCUCCUCUCAGCUGCAGCCAUGGCGGCCCCCGACCUAUCUGCGAACCUCCAGGAGGAAGCCACCUGCGCUAUUUGCCUGGACUACUUCACAGAUCCGGUGAUGACCGACUGCGGCCACAACUUCUGCCGGGAGUGCAUUAGCCGCUGCUGGGGACAGGCUGAGGGCCCGUUCCCGUGCCCGGAGUGUAGGGAGAUGUCACCGCAGAGGAACCUGCGGCCUAACCGACCGCUGGCCAAGAUGGCCGAGAUGGCCCGGCAGCUGCACCCGCCGUCUCCUGUGCCCCAGGGUUUGUGCGGCAGGCACCGAGAGCCUCUGAAGCUCUUCUGCGAAGAUGACCAGGCGCUUCUCUGCCUCGUGUGCGAGCGCUCCCGGGACCACUGGACCCACCGGGUAUCCCAAAUCGAGGAAGCCGCAGAAGACUACAAGGGCAAAUUGGAGAAAUUGCUGGAGCACCUGAGGAAGCAAAUGGAGGAAGCUCUACAGUUUCAGACUCAGGGAGAGGAGACCUGUACUAUUUGGCAGAAAAUGGUGGAGAGUCAGAAACAGAAUGUGACAGCUGAGUUUGAUAAACUGCGCCGCUUCUUGGCUGAGGAGGAGCAGAAGCUUCUGCAGAAGCUGGAGGAGGAAGAGAGUGAGACUCUACCUAGGCUCAGGGAGAAUAAGGCUAUACUGAUUCAGCAGAGCCAUUCCUUGGAAGAGCUGAUAGCAGAGUUAGAAGAGAGAUGCCAGCGCCCUGCGUUGGGUUUGUUGCAGGAUGUCAGAGAUGUACUUCAUAGGAGUCAGGAUGUGAAGUUGCAGUUACCAGAGGUCGUUUCCAUGGAGCUGAGGACUGUAUGCAGGGUUCCUGGGCUGGUGGAGAUGCUGAGAAGAUUCCGAGGAGAUGUGACUCUGGAUCCAGAUACAGCAAAUCCUGAAUUGGUCCUCUCUGAAGACAGGCGAAGUGUGAGACGGGGGGACAUACGGCAAGCUUUGCCUGACAGCCAGGAGAGAUUUGAUCCUGGUCCUUGUGUGCUUGGUCGUGAAGGCUUCACUUCUGGGAGACACUAUUGGGAGGUGGAAGUUGGGGAGCGGGUUAAUUGGGCUCUGGGAGUUUGUAAAGAAAAUGCGAACAGAAAGGAGACUGGGGAAUUGUCUGCUGGCAAUGGAUUCUGGAUCCUAGUAUUCUUUGGAAACUAUUACUAUUCUCCUGACCGGACCUUCAUUCCACUCAGAGAAGCUCCCCGGCGAGUGGGAAUUUUUCUGGAUCAUGAGGCUGGACAUAUUUCAUUUUAUAGUGUAACUGAUGGAUCCCUGUUAUUCAUGUUUUCUCAGGUAGCCUUCUCUGGGACCCUCAGGCCCCUGUUCUCCCCCUUAUCCUGUAGCCCAGUUCCUAUGACCAUCUGCCAGAUAAUUGGGGGAACUGGGGAAUCUUUUACCUCCUGAGUCCUCUGACACUUUAGCUCAACCCAUCUUUUGUGAUCAGGAAUUCUUAAAUUGGCUAUGCCCCUUUAAGUCCUAGGGCUAGUCUUGUCUCAGCAAUUCAAAAGGAUGUUGUAGAGAGUAUAAUGAGAUGUUUUUUGUUUUAAACUGGUGAAUAUGGACUUUGAUACCACUGAGAUAAAUAGUUUGGUGCCAAAACAUCAUUAAGCCUUCC
Gracilinanus agilis (Agile Gracile Mouse Opossum) is the source of this 1986-nucleotide messenger RNA. RefSeq names its product E3 ubiquitin-protein ligase TRIM11-like. Bases 372 to 1775 code for a protein of 467 amino acids. The transcript is spliced from 6 exons. NCBI's taxonomy places the organism in Eukaryota, Metazoa, Chordata, Mammalia, Didelphimorphia, Didelphidae. Gene Ontology annotation, molecular function: protein binding; zinc ion binding. The record is from RefSeq and is a predicted model, not a curated record.